GAUGCUCCAUCGUUGGUGUACCUUUAUUUAUUAAUUCGGUUUCAUCGGCGUAACAUAGUCCAUGUAUUUUGUAAUAUAGGUAGUCAAAGCUCUUAAGUGCGUUGAUUUUUUUGUUGCGAAAAUAGAAUCUGAUUGUGACACGGUAAUGGCCGACGAAAUUGAUGUUAUGGAACUGUUACGUAGUUUGCAACGAGAAAAUGAGAAGAGUAAGUUGUCACGGAGAGACAUUUCGCGCAGAAUCUUCCACUGGUAUUUAAAGAUAAUGGGCUUCAUCCAGGUUGAUGACAAUACAUUUGAACGGAGAUCCUUUGGCCUGGAUACACCGUUCGAAUUUGAAUCGAUGAUUACUCAAGACAACCACAUUACCUUAAACCGUAUCGCGCAUUCCGACAACAAUCUGUAUCAUGCUGCCGUGGAGGGAUACCAUUUCCGAAAACUUCCAUCUUUAAAUCUAGAGCAAUCUCGUGUCAAGAAAGAUGCGAAGAGAUUACGUGAUGACAUGAGGAAGUUGCACUCCUUAUUACGAAAAAUUUGGGAGAAUACUCAAGACGAUGGCGACGAUACAACAUCAUCAUCGGAAGUAGAAUCGGAUAUGGAAUAGGUAUUGUAAUGUCGAAUAACGAUUACAAAUGCGUAAUUUUUUAUUAAUAUGUACCUAUCCAUUGUAAUGUUUCUGCCGGUGAAUAUAUUACUUAAGCUCACUUGUAAAUCUUUUGAAGUGAUUUUUUUCCCUUUGCGUUAACUGUUGAGUUGGGUGUCAAGUAAAAUAAAUAUGAUGAUUGUGAAUGUGAUAAUUAAGUAGGUACUUAUACUUUUAUUUAUGCAUUUUAUUACAAAAGUAUGUAAAAUACAAAAAUUAACUUUGAUUUGAACUUGAAUUAUUAAUUUACAGUUUACACAACUCAACCGCUGCUUCCUAAUCCUAAUUCCGUUUCAUUCACUUUUCAAGUUCUUCAUCUAAUAAUCGGUUGUAAUGGAUGAUUCCAAAUUUUUCAAUAAAAACUAACAAAUUCUCCAUUUUUUGGAAUUAGAAAAAAAAACUAGACAGCUAAGCAAAGCUUAGCUGCAAAGUGUGCGUAGCUAGCUGCCUUUUCUACAGCUAUAACCGUUAUUACAUCUAGGUAGUGCAUAAGUGAAUCAACCAUGUCACAGUGAUGAGAAUUUUUGAAACUCUCACUGCUUCAAAAUAAUAAUUGUUUUUCAGUGUUUUCAUAUUUUCCAAAUUACAAUAGGUAUUUCAGAAUAAUUUAUAAGCUUGUAUUGCUUCUAAAUUAAGAAAUUUCUAGUUGUUUUUCAUAGUUUGCAUUGUUUUAAAAUUUACAAAAUUUCAAAUCGAUUUCCCGAAUUCCCCAUCGCUACAAUUUCAUAAAGUUUUCAAUAAAUUUUCAGAAUUUUGCAUUGCUGCUGAGUUAGGAAAUUUGCAAUCAAUUUUUAGAAUUCACAUUGCUUCUAAAUAGUCAAAUUUUGAAUAAUUUUUCAGAAUUCUUAUUGUCUUUAAAUUAAAAAAUUUCAAAUUCAAUUUUCAAGUUCAUAUUGUCCACAAAUUGUAAAACGUUUACUCAAUUUUUGGAAUUCACAUUGCCUCCAAUUUUUCAGAAUUCUCAUCUUCUUCAUAAA
Molecule: messenger RNA, 1617 nt
Organism: Planococcus citri (citrus mealybug)
Lineage: Eukaryota; Metazoa; Arthropoda; Insecta; Hemiptera; Pseudococcidae
Exons: 3
Coding region: 146-601 (151 amino acids)
Source: RefSeq, a predicted model, not a curated record